AUGCAAAAGACACUCUUUGUCGCAAUAUCACCAUAUACGGUCGUUGUCGGUAUGAAGAUAAAGGUGCUGCGCUUGCCCCUCGUCCAUUUGCGCGUUCAUAGAAACCAUGAGCUUCAUCUAACCUGGGCGUAUCUUCGUGAAGGUUGCGCUUUCAACCAUGAUCCCCAUAAGCUCAAUUCGUCAUAUCAGUCGGACAGGUUGGGAUCCCUUACAUCAAACCCUCGCUGGCCCUCCUCUUCUGA
Molecule: messenger RNA, 242 nt
Organism: Aspergillus novofumigatus IBT 16806
Lineage: Eukaryota; Fungi; Ascomycota; Eurotiomycetes; Eurotiales; Aspergillaceae
Exons: 1
Source: RefSeq, a predicted model, not a curated record